Molecule: messenger RNA, 6499 nt
Organism: Gadus morhua (Atlantic cod)
Lineage: Eukaryota; Metazoa; Chordata; Actinopteri; Gadiformes; Gadidae
Product: semaphorin-4G
Exons: 16
Coding region: 542-3478 (978 amino acids)
Biological process (GO): negative chemotaxis; semaphorin-plexin signaling pathway; positive regulation of cell migration
Cellular component (GO): plasma membrane
Molecular function (GO): semaphorin receptor binding; chemorepellent activity
Source: RefSeq, a predicted model, not a curated record
UAUUGCGUCGCGGACACUACAAGUGAGCGAGCGAGAGAGGGAGAGAGAGAAGAGCAAUUUUUUUUGUUUCUCAGUGCUAUCAAUGAAACAAAUGAACGACCCGUGCCAUUGUGACAGUCUCGUCUCCAAUAAGUGAAGAGGGCGUGCCACCUGUGACAAAAAGACGAACUACAGCAAUCCUAUUCAAGAGUCCGGCGUCUCAGUUAUAGGGUGAAAAGUCCACUUUUUUUUUACUACCCUCAGUGACUUUCGCAACUGGUUGGCUAUUCCCGAUCUUCUAUAAAUGAAUUCACACCCGAUAUAGACAUCACCAAAAUCAAGUCUUCAACCCCCGUAUCUAAGCCCUUCCAUUCCUCAAAGGCAACAAUACCAGCGUGUCCCUGCUCUGUGUGUGUGUGUGUGUGUGUGUGUGUCUGUGUGUGUGUGUGUGUGUGCGUGAGCGCGUUUGCAAAUAUGCUGUAGUGAAUACCAGUGCCAGACAGCAUCACCUCUGAGCGAGAGAGAGAGAGAGAGAGAGAGAGAGAGAGAGAGAGAGAGAGAGAUGAGCAUGAGACACAUUGGACGGUCCUCGUCGAUCAUGCGGGCUCCGUCCUCCACGUGCGCGUGGCCGUUGCCCUGGCUCCUGCUGCUGCUGCUCUCCUACCGGGCCGGCGCGGCGACGGGCAAACUCUUCAGGACCCCCCUUGAGGGGGACAUCACCCCCCGCCUCACCAUCACCACCAGCGGCCUGGAGGGCUGCCGGAGGUUCCAGUCGCCCGCGGCGGUGGACUACGGCUCCCUGCUGCUGGAGGCGGGCGGCGGGCGUCUCUACGUCGGGGCCCGCGGCGGUGCCUUCUCCCUGGACGCACGCGACAUCUCGGCCAACACCACGCUCGCAAUUCAGUGGGAGACGUCCCAAGAGAAAAAGCAGCAGUGUCUGGCCAAAGGACGAGACAAUAAGACCGAGUGCUUUAAUCACAUCCGCUUCCUCCAGAGGUUUAAUUCCACUCAUCUUUACAUGUGUGGAACCUACGCCUUCAGCCCCCUCUGCGUCUACGUCGAGGAGGAGCCCUUUGUGAUGUCAUCCCAGCCCGAGGAGGGCAAGGAGAAGUGUCCUUACGGCCCGGCCACGGGCUACACCGGCCUCAUCGUAGAGCAGCAGAUGUACUCGGCCGCCCGCUACGAGUUCCGCAGCUUCCCGGACCUGCGGCUCAACGGACCCCCGCUGACGCUGAAGACGGAGGACGCCCCGAUCCGCUGGCUCAACGACGCGGACUUCGUGGGGUCGGCGUUGGUCAGGGAGAGCGUGGACAGCUUCGAGGGCGACGACGACAAGAUCUACUUCUUCUUCACGGAGGGCAGCGAGGAGCAGACCGGAGGCAUCGCUCACGGCAGGGUGGCCCGCGUGGCCCGCAUCUGCAAGGGGGACAGGGGGGGUCUUCUGACGCUGCAGAAGCGCUGGACCACCUUCCUGAAGGCGCGGCUGGUGUGCUCACAGCCCGAGUACGACUUCCACUUUAACGUGCUGCGCAGCGUCUUCGUGCUGCGGGGAGCCCGGCCCAGGGACACCGUCUUCUACGGCAUCUUCGGCCUGGACUGGAGGAAUGUGAAGGCCUCUGCAGUGUGUCGGUUCUCGCUGUCUGAUGUGCAGCAAGCCUUCCAGGGUCCCUACAUGGAGAGCCAGAACUCAGGCUCCAAGUGGACCGAAUACACUGGGAAGGUCCCUCAGCCUCGACCUGGAACCUGUAUGACAGACGAACUGAGGGCCAGGGACAUUGCUCUGUCCACAUCCCUGCCCGACGACGUGCUGGACUUUGUCAGGAGGCACCCUCUGAUGGCCAGACAGGUGCAGCCCCUGGACAGACACCCCCUGGUGUACGGGAGGACCACGGACUACACCCACAUGGCUGUGGACGCCGUCCUGGGCCUGGACGGACAAACCUAUCACGUGUUAUUCAUGGGGACAGACGACGGGCGGCUGCACCGGGCGGUGAGCGUGGACGACCACCUCCACAUCAUCGAGGAGCUGCAGCUGUUUGAGGCUCCGCAGCCCAUCAGCAGCCUGGUCAUCUCACCUGCACAGAUGAGUGUGUACGUGGGCUCUCCGUCGGGCGUGGUGCAGCUGCCCCUCUCCACCUGCCACCGCUACGCCUCCUGCUAUGACUGUGUGUUCGCGCGGGACCCUUACUGUGGCUGGAACUCCUCCCAGUGUGUCCCCAUACUGUCACAGGCUGACAGGUCGGCGUUAAUUCAGGACAUCCAGAAGGGAAACAGAGGAUGUGAGAACACUUCCAGAGAAGAUCUGCCGUUGCCGCGACGCCGCUCGUUCACCGCCGGCGACGACGUGCUGCUGCAGUGCGAGCUGACCUCCAACCUGGCCACGCCCCUGUGGACGCGGGACGGCGCCCGGCUCACCGGCUACGGCCUGGACUCGGGCAUCCGCAUCGGCACCGACGGCCUGCUCAUCAUCAAGGCGCCGUCCGACCAGCGAGGCCUCUACACCUGCCACGGCCGGGAGAACGGCGUCGUGGUCGCCAUGGUGUCCUACAACGUCACCGUCCGCCUGGACGCCACGCCCCCGCCGCCGCCGCCGCCGCGGCCGAAACUCCGCGCUCGGCUGCCAUUCGACGUCGCCGACGAACCACCGGAGGAGGAGGAGAAGGAACGCAAAGCGGCGGCGGCGGCCCCCGAGGAGAACCACGUCCCUCGUAGCUUCGACCGGGGGGUGCUGGGGGCGGAGCCGCCCCCGCCCGCCGCCGCCGAGGGCCCCCUCCUCCCCCACUCGGAGCUGCUCUCGCCCCGCAACAUGAAGGCCAUGUACCUUUCUCUGAUCACCAUCCUGGGGGGGCUGUGCGUGGUGCUCAGCGUGGUGCUGCUCUACGUGGGCUUCUGCCUGCGCGCGGGCAGCCGGGGCCACUACUCGCUGCGGGCCGCCGCCUCGGUGCACAGCUACGGCAAGAGGAAGGGCGGCAAGGGCGGCGGCCGGCAGCACCGCAACUCCUCGUCCUCCCAACUGGAGCUGAAGACCGUCUCCAGCCACUGCAACGGGCACGGCGGCGUCCUGCACGGCGGCGGCGGCGGCGGCGGCGGCGAGGCCGGGAAGACGCACGAGGGCUACGACGGCCGCGAGGUUGGGCUCCUGCAGAUCGUGCCCGGCGAGGGCCACACUCUGGCCAACCACGUCGGGGGCCGUGGGGGCCGCCCGCCAGCCGCUCCCCCGCUGCCCUCGCCGUCUUCCUCGCUGUCGUCGCAGCAUCAGCAGCAGCGGCAGCAGCAGACGCCGCCGUCGCCCGAGCACGAGUUGAGCAGCGGGCUGUCGGCCACGCUGCCCAGCGUGCUGCGGCGGAUGAACGGGAACAGCUACGUGCUGCUGCGGCAGAGCGACGCCGAGGCGCCGGUCGCCAACGGCUACGCCUUCAACGACGAGCUCAGCAAGAGGCUGGAGAAGAGGAAACACACGCAGCUGCUGCAGCCGCGGCCCGACGAGAGCUCGGUGUAGCCCGCAGGGGGCCCCCCCCUCUCUGACGGGAGGACUCAAGUUUUUUUUACCUUGCGUUUCGUUCGUUACCGGCUGCUCUGUUACCAUGUCGUAUGAUUUUUGUCCUUUUUUUUGGGGGGCCGAAUGUUGUUUUUUUUACGAAAAGAUGGACGGUUUCACGUCCCCCUUCCCGAUAUUGACGUUUGCGACGUUUGUCUUAAUUCCGAGAUACCCGAUCGAAGGAGCAAAAAAGUGAAAGUGACACUCAUGGUGGAGUAAAGGAGGAGCGACACCUUGAGCAUGGGGAGGGGGGCGGGGGGCUGGCAGGAUCAUUGUCUACCUCAACUGGGUCCUCCGGUGAAGGCCCUCUGAGCCCGGUUAACAGCCUCUCCCAUGGGGGAGUCACCCAGGGGUCACUCACAGCCCUCGCGGCUGGAGGAGGAGCCCCGCCGGUGGGUAGAACAUGAGGACCUCUACCGAGGGCCUGGGAUAAGAUAAUAGACCCAUGAUACCGAUGGAGGUAAAAACACAGAUGGGCAGCUAGCCAGUGUUUGUUGGCAUGUGCAAUGGAUAGUGCACGACAAACAGAUGGCCUAUCCAUGAUUAAAAGCCUAUAUUAUGUAAACAUGAAUAAAUCAGCAUUUUUGGUGAAAUGGACAUGACAGGCGAGGGAAUGGUGAAUCAGAGACCGUUUCUCUAUUUUUUUUGUACUAACCACAAUAACCAACAAAGAAAGUGCAUUGUGUGUACCAGGGCCAUCCUGGAGGGAAUAUGACAGUAUUAUCGACUUUGGUGCUCUAUAAAAAACUGUUGGCGUGCUUCGGACGAAAAAAGAAGAAGAAAAGAAACGGAUGAGUAACGGUGUGCAACAUAAACCAACGAGGCUCUGGAGGAAGCGCGGGGAGGGGAGUGAGUUAACAAGGCGGCCGUGUGGGUGAAGAGCAACAUACAUGAUGGACAGCAUGCGUGUGGAAUCCAUACCUCCCUAUAUGGAGCUGCCUUCACUCGGUGAAGACAGUGCGUGGUCCGCUCUGUGGUUCCCCCGGGUUACCGGCUCGGCCCGCUGAACGAGCCCCCCCGCCCCGGACCACGUACGACGGCCAGACCCCCGGGCCAGGACCCAGCAGAACCGAGCCAAGGUAUUUUGGUUCCAUCGGCAAAGGCCCAGAUUGAAGCCCUCUUCAGGUUUGCGUUCCGUCCAACGUGACUUCCACAGCCGGCGGGCAGACUGUGAGCGGAUGGGUAGAAAGAUGCGGAGGAGAUCCGUCCCCGGUCCCGUCCCCAUCAGACGCAGGUCAUACUGGAUCUGGCUGCCCGGCCACCGCGCCGAGGGGAGCCCCCCGGUCCUCCAGGACCUGUCCCGGUUCCGGGGGGGUGUACCCUGGCGGCGGCAUCGCGUGGGGAGGUUCUAUUCCCCUUCGCCUACGCACACCAAUCAGCGGACAACGCGGGGCGGUGGACACGCCCCGGGAGGGCGAGUGGGCCGGCCCACAGGAGGUGUGGCGGGGGGACCCCGGACCUCCUCCUCUGGGACAGGGACGGGGGGGGGGGGGGAGUGGGGAGUGGGGGGGCUACCAGCGUCCAACACCGUCCACCUCGGAGCGGGUAUAGGGCCGGUGUAGCGGGACAAUACUAGUACCGGGUUCUAGAAGGAAACUCAGGACCAUUAGUUCUAUUAAAGGCAGUCUUUACUGCCGUCCCUGACCCCCCCCCCCCCUACUCUCUCCCGCCUUUUGUUCCACGAGCGCUGCUGAGGACACAGAGGACUGGCCUUCUCCCCCGCUGUGGGGAGAGCACUACUACACACAUGAGGGUCUAUAGUCCUUCACUCAUCAAGCUCUCACCCCCACAGCGUUGGCGUUGCCCCCCCCCCCCCCCCCCCCCAUUUGUUUGCAGUCAAAGCCAAGCCACGCCCCCAUCACACCACUAUGUGUAUUUUUAUCUAUAAAUAAUAAUAACGUGGCACAGGGACAUAGAGUGGUAACCGUCUCUGUUUGAACAGGUUUUUCUAAGACCGCUCAUGGUCCACUGCAGAGAUGAGAAUUCAUUGAUGCGGAAAAUGUAAUGGAACUGUGUCCCCACAACUGGAAUGAGAAUGUGACAUUAUUGAGCAAUGUUUUAUUUUUUUAAUUUCCUUUCCAGAGACAAACUGACCAAACCAAAGUGAACAGAUAAUCACCUUGUUAUCCGCUUCUGCAACCCCGGGUGAAAUGUUCCACAACGCUGCUUUUGUUUUUAAUGAAGAAGAAAAGGACCCUUAAUCCAAAUAAACACAAUGACUCACUGACCUAACAUUGGGGCUAAAUGCACUGUUUGCUGAACUUUGUUAUCUAAACACCUGUUAUCUAACAACAACAUUUAUUCGUCAAUGUUUUGUGCUUUUUUGUCUGUUUGUCUUCCAGGUUUCAAAUGAUUCCAUAAAUGUUAUUUAAUUGGCACUCUUGGCACCUUGUUAUAAAUGAUGUGUUUGAAAGAAAAUGAAUCCUAAAAUAUACACUUUACAAGCAUGGUUGCCAAACACAAGGAGAAAUCAUACACCAGCCCAACACAACCUAAUAUGUACUGUAUGUGUUCUGCUAAUAUGCUCAUAGUAUGGGCCUGAUUCACCAAGCAGCCAUUUUAGUUCUAAUCCUUAGUUGGGAGGGGGGGGGGGGACUGAAUGAGAAAUUCUGCAUUCAGUCCCCCCCCCAACCCACAGCUAGAGUUUAGAACCAAGAAUAAACCAAGAUGGCCACUAGGUGAAUAAGGCCCUUACACUUUAGUCCAAACCAGUUCACCUAUGCAGUGUAGCCUAUUCGUUAUUAUGCGGUCACAUGAACCUUUCCUUCACAAAUCAAUUAGUUAAAGUCACUGGUCUCCACCAUAACUGAAUGCAUGUCGCAUCAUAGUUAGGCACACAGUGUGGUCAAUGUGUUGGUUAGUGUUGAGUUUCACCAAUACUGAAAAGACUGGCACAACAUUUCAAAAAUAGUGAUUUUUUUCUGUGUGUUGGUUUUGUUUUUAUAAAUAAAAUAAUUGUUUAGAAAUGUGUUGACUAGCCAA